Molecule: messenger RNA, 630 nt
Organism: Rhineura floridana
Lineage: Eukaryota; Metazoa; Chordata; Lepidosauria; Squamata; Rhineuridae
Product: olfactory receptor 10V1-like
Biological process (GO): G protein-coupled receptor signaling pathway
Cellular component (GO): membrane
Molecular function (GO): olfactory receptor activity
Source: RefSeq, a predicted model, not a curated record
AUGGACAGUGAAAACCACACCAGAUUGACACAUUUCCACUUCCAUCCUUUCUCAACUCUCCCAGAGAUGCAGCUGUUGAUUUUCGUCGCUUUUCUGCUUUUUUAUCUACUCAACCUUUUGGGGAACUCUGCUGUUGUGCUCAUUGUCCAUGCAGAGUGCACCCUCCCCACUCCCAUGUAUUUCUUGGCUAAUCUGGCAGUUCUGAAGAUUGCUUACUCUUGUGUCAUUGCCCCACUCACUCUGGUCAAUCUUCUAUCUGUGCAAAAAGUCUCCAACUCUUUGGCAGGAUGUGGCACACAAAUGUUCUUCUUUAUCUUCUUGGGAGGUGGAGACUGUGUUCUGUUAUCUGUUAUGGCAUAUUACCACUAUGUGGCAAUCUGUCACCCGCUGCACUACACUGGCAUUAUGAGCUGGAGAAUGUGCGUGAGUCCUGCAGCUGGGACAUUGGCCAUGAGUUGCUUGUUUGGCAUUCAGCUCUCUAUCCUGAUAUUGCACCUUCCAUUCUGCAGCAAUGAUGAGAUCAAUAACUUUUUCUGUGACUUUGCUGCGGUCCUGAAACUAGCAUGUAAUGACACCCAUAUCCAUCAGACUAAUUGCCUGCAACUGGUGCAGCAACAGCAAGUUGUAUAG